Molecule: messenger RNA, 180 nt
Organism: Prunus armeniaca (apricot)
Lineage: Eukaryota; Viridiplantae; Streptophyta; Magnoliopsida; Rosales; Rosaceae
Source: the annotation of a GenBank genome assembly
AUGUACUAUAUUUGGAAAGUGAGUGGGUGGGUAUGGAGGCGGCUGGGGAGAGUGGGGGCUAGGUUUACGAGGCCAUGGGGGCUCCGCGUCCAGGCCGUGGGUGACAAAAAGAUCCAGUGGGUUGUAGUUUGUACUGAACCUCUGAAAAACGGCGCCGUCUUAGCUAACUCCCAAAUCUGA